Messenger RNA from Elephantulus edwardii (Cape elephant shrew), 756 nucleotides. Its product is annotated as sororin-like. The record is from RefSeq and is a predicted model, not a curated record. The transcript has 6 exons. NCBI's taxonomy places the organism in Eukaryota, Metazoa, Chordata, Mammalia, Macroscelidea, Macroscelididae. The coding region runs from base 1 to 756 and encodes 251 amino acids.
AUGUCUGAGAGGGAGACGCGGUCCGCAGGGGCCGCCCGGCGUCCCGAGGCUGCGUCCCCCUCUGCCAAGCCUCUGCGGAGGUCCCAGCGGUUAUCAGGCUCCAGCCCUCCCAGCGUUGUACCUGAAACCUCGCGGAAGGCACCCCAUGCGACCCCGGCCAGAAAGCCCAUCGUCCUGAAGAAGAUUGUGGCUCGUGCAGUAGAGAUCGCCGCGGUCAGCACGCCUCGCAGGAGCCCGAGGAUCGCUUUUUUCUUAGAGAAAGAGAACAACCCUCCUCCUGACAAGGAGCCGGCCCGGGAGAACCUCUUCAAGACGAGUAGCGUGCCCGUGACUCCAGCCCCAACCCAUGUGCUGGUUUCCCAACAUUUGGAAGCCAGCCCCCAGAGGGAAAACCUGGAUGACAGAGACUUGGAGAUGUCCAAGAAGGUCAGGCGGUCCUACAGCCGGCUGGAGGGCUUCGCCUCCACCUCCACGCCUGGCCGUCGCACCUGCUUUGGCUUUGAGAGACUUCUGGCAGAAGACAGUUUGGCCACCGUCUCCCCUGUGGUGUGUUCGAAGCCAUCGGAGGUCACCAGCUACCCCAUGAAGGCCUGGGCCCCAGACACCACUCUCCCUGGGAUCUCCCCUCCGGCCGUGAAAGAGAAACGGAAGAAGAAGAAACUACCAGAGAUCUUGAAAUCCGAGCUGGAUGAGUGGGCUGCGGCCAUGAAUGCUGAAUUUGAAGCUGCUGAGCAGUUUGAUCUCCUGGUUGAAUGA